UAACCAACAAAACAGAAAUAAAUAGACAGAUGUUAUCAAAUUUAUGUUAAAUCUCUUAUUACAAUAUUUCUUCGAAUAAUUUAAAAAAUAUGAUUAUCUAUUUUGUACGUAUAUUUUUCAUUAAAAUUUUAAUUCAUAUUGUUGGUAGUUAACUGUAUUAUUAUGUAUUAUAAAGCAACGUGUAGCAAAAGAGCAGCUGAUUGUCAAAAGCAAACUUGAAAACGUAAAACGCCACUGCAGAAUGCAGAAGCCAGAAGAUCAAAAACAAAAACACUUCUCAUGAAGACAUUUUGAUGUAACUUAUAGGUUAGAAAAUUGAUAUUAAAAAGUUACUAUUGUUAUUGAAUAAGUAGUAAAGCUCAAUCAUUAAAUACAAUGGCAUCUGAAUGGACCCCGGACAAGAAACAUAGCGAUAGAGAAAGAUGGAUCUGCAUUUAUCCGGCUUACAUUAAUAGUAAAAAAACGUUAUUCCAAGGCCGUCGUAUAGCAAAGGAUAAAUGUGUGGAUAAUCCAACUCAUCAAGAGAUAAAAGAUGUGCUAGCCACAACUGGCCUAAAGAUGGGAGUCGAGAAUAAACUAUAUCCAAGAGAAAGAAGCAAAGAAUUGGUUUACAGAGGACGUAUCCGGGUGCAAUUGAAGAACGAUGAUGGAAGUCCUGUCAACAAUGAUUUUCCUUCACGAGACUCGGUUCUGCUCUACCUGUGCAAUAUGAUUCCCAAGCUGAAGAGCCGAGCCAGUAAACAAGGAGGGAGCGACCAGAGCACGCAGAGUGGUGGGGGAAGCAGCAGCCAAAGCAGCGGCUCCAAGAAAAAGGGCAAAGGACGGCGAUAAGUCUAAUAUUAAUGUAUUAUCAUUUUUGUUAUAAAUAUUCAUCAAAUAAAUAAAAACAUUAUUCAAAAGGGUUA
Molecule: messenger RNA, 905 nt
Organism: Nilaparvata lugens (brown planthopper)
Lineage: Eukaryota; Metazoa; Arthropoda; Insecta; Hemiptera; Delphacidae
Gene: Srp19
Product: signal recognition particle 19 kDa protein
Exons: 3
Coding region: 376-831 (151 amino acids)
Biological process (GO): SRP-dependent cotranslational protein targeting to membrane, signal sequence recognition; SRP-dependent cotranslational protein targeting to membrane
Cellular component (GO): signal recognition particle, endoplasmic reticulum targeting
Molecular function (GO): 7S RNA binding
Source: RefSeq, a predicted model, not a curated record